CGGUGUCCCUGGUAACGAACAGCUGUUACAAUCAGUUUAAUUAGCAGGUGAAAAUUGUGUCUUUUAAAAACAUUAAUUAUACAAAAAAUAAACAAUAAAAUGGCCCUGCGACGCUGUCACUUGAACCCAAAGAAAACCCUCUUUCUGCUGUGCGACAUUCAGGAGAAAUUCCGACCCGCUAUGCCGCUUUUCGACAACAUGAUCAAGAAUGUGGACAAACUUACCAAGGCGGGAAAGGCUCUGGAUGUUCCACUGAUUGUCACCGAACACUAUCCGGAAAAGCUGGGAAAAACUGUGGCGCAACUGGAUGUGAGUCAUGCAAAGCUGGUCUCCGGAAAAACCCUCUUCAGCAUGUUUACUCCGGAGGUCAAGGCUGUGAUCAAGGAUAUUUUCAGUGACAAGCCGGAGGACGUGGUGUUGUAUGGCCUGGAGUCCCACAUUUGCGUGGAGCAGACUGCCAUUGAUCUCCUCGAGCAGAACAUCAACGUGUACAUAGUGGCGGACUGCUGCUCCUCCAGGCUGAACCAAGAUCGGGACUUGGCUCUGGAGCGGCUGCGCCAGGCGGGAUGUGUGAUCACUACCAGCGAAAGCGUGAUUUUCGACUUGGUGCGAGACAAGAACAACCCCAAGUUCGAUGUGGUCCGGAAACUGGUGAACCAGCCCUCGGUGGAUAUGGAACUCACGCGCAAAGGGAACGGAUUGCCCGUGGGCAGUGCCAAGCUGUGAGGCAACCGCUUUUGUUCAUACAUAUAUGUGAUGAUGCCAAUUGCAUUUAUAUAACCAUCA
This is a messenger RNA of Drosophila elegans, 786 nucleotides long. Its product is annotated as isochorismatase domain-containing protein 1. NCBI's taxonomy places the organism in Eukaryota, Metazoa, Arthropoda, Insecta, Diptera, Drosophilidae. The transcript is spliced from 3 exons. The record is from RefSeq and is a predicted model, not a curated record. Bases 100 to 726 code for a protein of 208 amino acids. Gene Ontology annotation, cellular component: cytoplasm.